Chrysochloris asiatica (Cape golden mole) is the source of this 1908-nucleotide messenger RNA. It is a transcript of the gene HAUS5, whose product is annotated as HAUS augmin-like complex, subunit 5. The record is from RefSeq and is a predicted model, not a curated record. Lineage: Eukaryota; Metazoa; Chordata; Mammalia; Afrosoricida; Chrysochloridae. Gene Ontology annotation, cellular component: HAUS complex; centrosome. Bases 1 to 1908 code for a protein of 635 amino acids. The transcript is spliced from 19 exons. Gene Ontology annotation, biological process: spindle assembly; centrosome cycle.
AUGGAUCUAAUACUGGAAGCGCGGGAACUGGGUUGCUGGGCCGCCGAGGAGAUGGGGGCGCCUACGACGGCCCGGGCCUCGGAGACGACGCUGCGCAGGCUGUGUCUGGCCCAGGGAGCAGACAUCUGGGCAUACAUCGUCCGGCAUGUGCACAGCCAGAGGAGUGUCAAGAAAGUCCAGGGAAACCUGCUCUGGUAUGGCCACAUACCUGAAGAUAGUCGAGAGGCCCAUCGGAAGUUGGAGUUAGAAGCCACCAUAGCCCGUCUUCGAGCAGAGAUCCAGGAGUUAGACCGGAGCCUGGAGCAGCUGGAGCAAGACACUGAGGCUCAGGACACAGCCAUGGAGCAGGCCGUGCAGAGCAUGCAAAGCAACCAGCGCCGUGCUCUCCUCCUGCGCGCCCACGCGGGAGCCAUACAAAGACAGCAGCGUGGGCUCCAGGCUUCCACACAGCGGCUGCAGAACCAGCUCAGGCGCCUGCAGGAUACAGAGAGGAAAGCCAAAGUAGAUGUGACCUUUGAACCUCUGGCGUCAUCCACCCUGGGUCUGGAGCCUGUGGUUCUGCGUGAUGUCCGAACAGCCUGCACCCUCCGGACCCAGUUCUUAAAGAAGCUUCUGAUCCCACGGGCCAAGGGAGGCAGCGUCCUGACCUCUCAUGAUGACCACUUUGGAACUUCCUACCAGCAGUGGAUUAAUUCGGUGGAGGCACUACUGGCAGACCACCCUCCCGGCCAUGUCCUGGCUGCUUUGCAGCACCUGGCUGCGGAGCGGGAGGCAGAGAUUCGGUCCAUGGGCUGUGGGGAUGAGCUCCAAGACGCAGAGAUCCCCAGACCCCAAGCCCUGGACCAGCCAGACUCCAGCCAGGCCCUGCCAUCCACAGUCCAUCUUAUCCAGGAGGGCUGGCGGGCUGUGAGUGUACUGCUCACCCAGAGGGGCCCCCUCCUGAAGGAGCAUCAAGGCCUGACUCGGCGUCUCCAAGGCCUAAUGGAGGAGAUAGACAGAAGCACCCUCGGAUCCAAAGAGAGGCAGUCACUGUUGCUGGGACUGCAGGCCUGUGGGCUGUUGGCAGAGCUCAGAGCCCUGCAUGCCCAGGGCCAGGAGCUGGAGGAUGCUGCUGGGCAGCAGCAGCUUCAGCUGCGGGAGCUACAGGCCAAGCAACAGCGGAUCCUGCAGUGGCGCCAGCUCAUGGAGGAGACGCAGGAACAGGUCCGCCUGCUGAUCAAGGGAAACUCGGCCAGCAAGAGCCACCUUUGCCGGAGCCCUGGGGAGGUGCUGGCUCUGGUUCAGGGAAAGGUGGUCCCCACGUCUGAGAUGGUGGCCCCACAGAGCCAGAAACUGCUUCACUGUCUGGAGAAGGAGGCCCGGCAUCUGCCCUGCCUCCUGCUAGGCAGCCUGCUUCGGCACAUCCCUGGAGAGUUGAAGCCCCUGCCCACAGUGCUCCCAUCUGUCCACCAGCUGCACCCUGCAUCCCCGAGGGGCUCCCGCUUCAUAGCCCUGAGCCACACACUGGGGCUGCCCUCAGGGAAGGCCCCAGAGCUGCUCCUCCCAAAGGCUGCCUCUCUGCACCAAGACCUCCUGUUCCUCCAAGACCAGUGGAGUAUGCGGUGCUGGGACCUGCUCCAGAUGAAGACUGGUCUGCCUCCAGGACCCUCUGCCCAGGAGCUACUACAGAUCCAGGCGUCACAGGAAAAGGCGCAGAGGGAGAGCCUGGGCCAGGCUCUGAAUCAGCUGGUGAACUUGCUGAAACAGGCCCUGGAGCGAAUCCCUGCACUUCAGAGAGCUGUAGGAGACUGGUGGGAACAGCCAGGCCAGGGUGCCCUCUCGGAGGAGUACUGCCAGGGCCUGUCCCUGCCCGAGUGGCAGCUACGCUGGGUCCAAGCUCAGGAGGCCCUGCAGCAGCUGGGCCGGUGA